AUGUCGACUGAGGACUACUAUGAGGAAGACCCAUACGCUUACGAAGACGAUGAGGCAGCCAUCACGGCUGAGGACUCCUGGACGGUGAUUUCCGCGUUCUUCCGGGAGAAGGGUCUUGUCUCGCAACAAUUGGAUUCCUUCAAUCAGUUCAUCAAUUACACGAUUCAAGACCUGAUUCUCGAGGACUCGACGUUGAUUUUGGAGCAGUUGGCGCAGCACACGACGGAGACGGAUAACAUCAGUCGGAAGUACGAGAUCAGCUUUGGCAAGAUCUAUCUGGCAAAACCAUCCAUGACGGAGUCGGACGGUGUGUCACACGCAAUGUAUCCACAGGAAGCUCGUCUACGGAACCUGACGUACGCGUCUGGGCUGUUCGUGGAGAUCAAGAAGCGGACGUACGAAGCAGUGGACAUCCCAGGGCGCGACUUGAAAUACCAGGUUAUUCAGGAGGAGAGUGAGGAUAACGAUGAAAACAAGAUUUUCAUCGGCCGGGUGCCCAUCAUGCUGCGGUCUAAGUACUGUCUGCUUGACGAGCUGACAGAGAGCGACCUGUAUAAGUUGAAAGAGUGUCCGUUUGACAUGGGGGGUUAUUUCAUUAUCAAUGGGUCUGAGAAAGUAUUGAUCGCGCAGGAGCGUUCUGCUGGUAAUAUUGUGCAAGUGUUCAAAAAAUCAGCUCCUUCGCCAAUUUCCCACAUCGCGGAAAUUCGGUCGGCACUCGAGAAGGGCUCCCGUUUCAUCAGUACACUGCAAGUAAAGCUUUAUGGACGUGAAGGUAGUACCUCACGUACUAUCAAAGCCACGCUUCCAUACAUCAAACAAGACAUUCCGAUUGUGAUCAUUUUCCGUGCACUCGGUAUUAUACCUGACGGAGAGAUUCUGGAGCACAUCUGUUACGAUGUCAAUGAUUGGCAGAUGUUAGAGAUGCUAAAGCCCUGUGUCGAGGAAGGGUUCGUCAUUCAGGAUCGUGAAACUGCACUAGAUUUCAUUGGUCGUCGUGGUACCGCUUUAGGUAUCAAGAAGGAGAAAAGAAUUCAGUACGCAAAAGAUAUCCUCCAGAAAGAGUUUUUGCCUCACAUAACGCAAUUGGAAGGUUUCGAAAGCAGAAAGGCUUUUUUCUUAGGAUACAUGAUCAACAGACUGUUGCUGUGUGCAUUAGACCGUAAAGAUCAAGACGAUCGUGACCACUUUGGUAAGAAGAGAUUAGAUUUGGCUGGUCCAUUGCUAGCACAGCUUUUCAAAACUUUAUUCAGAAAACUCACCAGAGAUAUCUUGCGUUUCAUGCAAAGAUCGGUCGAAGAAGCUAAAGACUUCAACUUGAAGUUGGCGGUCAAGGCAACAACUAUUACGGCAGGUUUGAAAUAUGCACUAGCUACAGGUAACUGGGGUGAGCAGAAGAAGGCCAUGACUUCGAGAGCUGGUGUUUCCCAAGUGUUGAAUAGAUAUACUUAUUCGUCUACUCUAUCCCAUUUAAGAAGAACCAACACUCCAAUCGGUAGAGAUGGUAAGUUGGCCAAACCUCGUCAAUUGCAUAACACUCAUUGGGGUCUUGUGUGCCCCGCAGAAACACCGGAAGGUCAGGCUUGUGGUCUGGUGAAAAAUUUGUCGUUAAUGUCCUGCAUAUCGGUGGGUACGGAUCCUUUGCCAAUUAUUACCUUUUUGAACGAAUGGGGUAUGGAGCCAUUAGAAGAUUACGUCCCUCAUCAAUUUCCCGAGGCCACAAGAGUUUUUGUGAAUGGUGUUUGGCAUGGUAUUCACAGAAAUCCUGCAAAGUUGGUGGAUACUAUUAGAAAGUUAAGAAGAAAAGGUGAUAUUACACCUGAAGUCUCAAUUGUCAGAGACAUUCGUGAAAAAGAGUUGAAGAUCUUUACCGAUGCAGGUAGAGUCUAUAGGCCUUUGUUCAUUGUGGAUGAAAAUGAGGAAACGGGUAUUAAGGAACUAAAAUUGAGAAAGGGCCAUAUCAGAAAGCUUAUGCUAACGGAGUAUCAGGAUAUUGAAGGUGGCUAUGAGGACGAGGAGAGUUAUACGUGGUCCUCUCUGUUGAAUGAAGGUCUAGUUGAAUACAUCGAUGCAGAAGAAGAAGAAACGAUUCUUAUUGCAAUGCAACACGAAGAUCUGGAUCCAACGAUCGAGGCAGCUGAUCCAGAGGAAGAACUGGAUCCUGCUAAACGUAUUAAAGCCAUUCAUCACUCCAGCACAUUUACACACUGUGAAAUUCAUCCUUCCAUGAUUUUGGGUGUGGCCGCAUCUAUCAUUCCAUUCCCCGACCAUAAUCAAUCACCUCGUAACACUUAUCAAUCAGCUAUGGGUAAGCAAGCGAUGGGUGUCUUCUUGACCAAUUACAAUGUCCGUAUGGACACAAUGGCCAAUAUUUUGUAUUAUCCUCAGAAGCCUCUUGGUACUACACGUUCUAUGGAGUAUCUGAAAUUUAGAGAACUUCCAGCAGGUCAAAAUGCCAUUGUUGCAAUUGCAUGUUACUCUGGUUACAAUCAAGAAGAUUCUAUGAUUAUGAACCAAUCUUCCAUUGAUAGAGGCUUGUUCAGAUCGCUUUUCUUCCGUUCCUACAUGGAUCAAGAAAAGAGAAUCGGUAUGUCAAUCACGGAAUCUUUUGAGAAGCCUCAACGUACCAACACCCUAAGAAUGAAGCACGGUACUUACGAUAAACUUGAUGACGACGGUUUGAUUGCACCAGGUGUUAGAGUAUCCGGUGACGACAUCAUCAUUGGUAAGACUACUCCAAUACCACCAGACGCAGAAGAAUUGGGCCAGAGAACCGCAUUCCACUCUAAACGUGAUGCAUCAACUCCAUUAAGAAGUACAGAAAGUGGUAUUGUUGACCAAGUCCUGAUCACAACUAAUCAAGAGGGUUUGAAGUUUGUGAAAGUUCGUGUUAGAACAACUAAAGUUCCCCAAAUUGGUGACAAGUUUGCUUCUCGUCACGGUCAGAAGGGUACUAUUGGUAUUACUUACAGAAGAGAAGAUAUGCCUUUCACUUCUGAAGGUAUUGUACCGGACCUGAUCAUUAAUCCUCACGCCAUUCCCUCUCGUAUGACAGUUGCACAUUUGAUCGAAUGUCUGUUGAGUAAAGUUGCUGCACUGUCUGGUAACGAGGGUGAUGCAUCACCUUUUACCGAUAUCACAGUGGAUGGUAUUUCCAGACUGCUGCGUGAACAUGGUUACCAAUCUCGUGGAUUUGAGGUCAUGUACAAUGGUCAUACGGGUAAGAAGCUGAUGGCCCAAAUCUUCUUUGGACCUACCUACUACCAGCGUCUGAGACACAUGGUCGAUGACAAGAUUCACGCAAGAGCCCGUGGUCCUGUACAAGUACUAACGAGACAACCUGUGGAAGGUAGAUCAAGAGACGGUGGGUUGAGAUUCGGUGAGAUGGAACGUGACUGUAUGAUCGCACAUGGUGCAGCGGCAUUUUUGAAAGAAAGACUGAUGGAGGCCUCUGAUGCCUUUAGAGUUCAUAUCUGCGGUGUAUGCGGUUUGAUGACUGUUGUGGCGAAGCUCAAGCACAACCAGUUCGAAUGUCGAGGUUGCAAGAACAAGAUCGAUAUUUAUCAAAUUCAUAUUCCGUACGCUGCGAAGUUGCUAUUUCAAGAAUUAAUGGCUAUGAACAUUGCACCACGUCUCUAUACGGAUCGUUCUAGAGAUUUUUAA
Messenger RNA from Lachancea fermentati, 3660 nucleotides. The record is from the annotation of a GenBank genome assembly. NCBI's taxonomy places the organism in Eukaryota, Fungi, Ascomycota, Saccharomycetes, Saccharomycetales, Saccharomycetaceae.